This is a messenger RNA of Fundulus heteroclitus (mummichog), 1926 nucleotides long. RefSeq names its product WW domain-containing adapter protein with coiled-coil. The record is from RefSeq and is a predicted model, not a curated record. Gene Ontology annotation, cellular component: nucleus. NCBI's taxonomy places the organism in Eukaryota, Metazoa, Chordata, Actinopteri, Cyprinodontiformes, Fundulidae. Gene Ontology annotation, molecular function: RNA polymerase II complex binding; chromatin binding. Gene Ontology annotation, biological process: regulation of autophagy; positive regulation of TORC1 signaling. Bases 312 to 1892 code for a protein of 526 amino acids. The transcript has 13 exons.
AACAUUACAGAUGCGCUCGGACUCCCCCGCUUCCUCCUGCCUGCCUCUGCUGCUCUCUGUCGAGCUACAUCGGCCGACUCCAGCGCGCCCCGUAACUACAUGCCAGAGAAUGCAUUGAGGGUGGGUUUUAAUUGUACCACCCGCUAUGCAGUGCUGGUGCUCGGCGCUCGACUUGUAGCCGUUUGUCUGGUGAAAUAGGCCGAGAUCAGACACCAGGAAGCUGAAGGAAGAAAAAAAAAAAGAACUGAGAGCAGUCAGACAGGAGGCCACGGUUUCCCCCUCAAACACACACACACAUCACCGGGGCCUUGAUGGUGAUGUAUGCAAGGAAACCAGCAAGAGUCAGCGAUGGGUGCAACGACAGAAGGGAUCCACAGUCCUAUCAGGCCCAUAAAUCUCAGCCAAAGAGCCAGUCCAGCAGCCUUCACCGCUUUGCCAAGGUGCGUGACGGUUCAGCGGAUCCCAUUCCCCCUUACAAGGUGCUGCGACGCUCUGAUGAAAGUCCUGUCAGCAGACAAGGAGAUGUUAUGGGGCAACAUGGCAAGGCCAAAUCCUCCUUCGCCGUCCGAGGAAAAAACGGGACCAGCGGCUCUCCCCAGGAGGCCCCUCACAACAACAGCUCCCACCAAGGCGCUGAAAGUCAUACGAGCCAGAGCAAGCCUGCAGAAAGAGACCCCGCCGAUGACUGGACAGAACACAUUAGCUCCUCCGGCAAGAAGUACUACUACAACUGCAGAACUGAGGUUUCCCAGUGGGAGAAGCCCAAGGACCUGCUGGAGAGGGAACAGCGACAGAAGGACUCAGCCAAGAUGGCAGCAAACAGUUUCCCCAAGGACAUGGACUAUAGACAAGAGGCCUUGCAGGACAAAGCCACAACUAAGACGACGCCAGCGGACCAAUCCACGUCAUCAAACAGCGGCCAUUCCUCCUCCCUCUCUUCUUCUCAGAGCCUAAACUCUGCAGCCGGUUCUUUAGGGUCUGCCCCCUCCAGCAUGUCAUCUUCCUCCUCAUCGGCGGCGCAGGGGCCUCAGUGCGUGCAGUCGCAGUCGUCCGCGCUGCUGCAGGACCCGGCCCUCCUGCACCAGCUCCUUCCGGCUCUGCAGGCCACUCUGCAGAUGAACAACGGCAGCAUGGACAUGGCCAAGCUCAACGAAGUCUUGGCCGCUGCUGUCACCCAAGCUUCCUUGCGGUCUGUGCUUCAUAAGCUCCUUGCUGCUGGACCUGCUUUCAACGUCUCUGCUCUGCUCUCCGCUGCUCAGCACUCCAACCAAGCACCGCACUCCAGUCAGUCCCCGGUCUCUAUGACGACGGACGCCUCGUCCCCGCGCCCGUAUGUCUCGCCACGGAACGGCACGCCCCAGAACAACCAGAAGCCCCAUCAGGGGAUGCAUAUCGGCAGCAUCACGCCAUCACAAAGCAGAGGCGGCAUGCUUUCUGGAAAGCAGGGAUCAUUGUCUUUGUGUCAGGCGGCAGACAAGCGACCAGAGGACCCAAGGACUCUGCAGCAGAGAAGCAGCCAGGAGAUGCUGUGCUCGGGACCAAACCUCUCUGCUUUGCCCCAUGCGCCCUCCGGCAGCGGCGGCCAAACCCAGUCAGACCCCCCCGGCACCUUCACUCCCACCCUGGCAACGCAUUUCGAUGAAAACCUCAUCCGACACAUCCAAGGGUGGCCUUCAGAGAACACUGAGAAGCAGGCGGCUCGGUUGCGAGAGGACCUCCACAACAUGGGCAGCCUGUACAUGUCUGAAAUCUGCACAGAGAUGAAAAACCUGCGCUCUCUGGUCAGAGUGUGCGAGAUCCAGGCUACGCUGAGGGAGCAGAGAGUCCUGUUCCUGAGGCAGCAGAGCAAAGAGCUGGAUAAACUGAAGAACCAGAACUCCUACAUGGUGUGAGGACCUGAGAAAGUCUGCGAGCAACAACAAAAAA